CUAGGCUCAUUAGUGACACUUGACUUUUCUACUGUAUGUUUGGAAUAAGAAGCUUGGGUUUAAGAUUUAUGUAAUUCGCAAUGCUGCUACGAGUCUGAAAAAACAACAUUCCGAUCAGUGUCGAGUGUGUUUGUGUCACUGUAUCGAUUGAUUUCUGAUAGCGCCGGACGGUGGUACCGUAAGUACUGCGGCAGCAGCUUUUGGAGGAGCAGUUUUCGGAAAAUAGAAACUUGAGCAAUGCUGUUGUUUUGUUGUGAUAAAUGCUGUCUCGAGUGAUGCAAAAGUUUGAUGCUUUGUAGGAAUCCAAUUUGUAUGGAGCAAAAUCAAGUUAUUGAAGAGGCAACUUCAGUAUAUUAUUCUGCUUGAGUUUACUGAAUGGUAGGCUUUUCCUUACCUUUGAGUUGGGCGACUCUUUUCAUCAUAAUGGGAACCUCACAUCGCAGUGGGGUCUUAAGGAGAUCAAAUGACACUGCGCGACUUCUGUUAACAACAAUCAUGGGAAUGGUCCUGGGAUAUUUUAUAGGUGCUUCGUUUCCAUCUGUUUACUUAAGUAAGAUUAAUCUACCUUCAAGUUUAAUGACAUCUCUAGACAUAGCAUUUGCAGAAUAUCCUCGUAGUUCUACUAAUAGCAGUUUUCCAGAAGACCAUGGUACCAAAAGUAGUCAUUCGACACCUAAGAUAUAUGUUCCUACAAAUCCCCGUGGUGCGGAGUCUUUGCCACAAGGAAUUGUUGUCUCGGAAUCCGACUUAUAUUUACGGAGAUUAUGGGGUGAACCUAAAGAGGAUCUGAAAAGAAAGCCAAAGUACCUAGUGACGUUUACAGUUGGUUUUGAACAGAUGUAUCAUAUUGAUGCAGCAGUGAAAAAGUUCUCUGAGGAUUUUCAAAUACUGCUUUUUCAUUAUGAUGGUCGAGCCAGUGAAUGGGAUCAGUUAGAGUGGUCACAUCAUGCCAUACAUGUCAGUGCAAGGAAACAAACAAAGUGGUGGUAUGCAAAGAGGUUUUUACACCCAAAUGUUGUAUCAGCUUAUGAUUACAUUUUCAUUUGGGAUGAAGAUCUUGGAGUUGAACACUUCAAUGCUGAUAAGUAUAUUCAGUUAGUUAAAAAACAUGGGUUAGAGAUCUCCCAACCAGGUCUUGAACCCAACAAUGGACUUACAUGGCAGAUGACUAAGAGGAGAGGUGACAGGGAAGUUCACAAGGAUACCGAGGAGAAACCUGGGUGGUGCAGUGAUCCUCUCUUGCCUCCAUGUGCAGCCUUCGUAGAAAUCAUGGCUCCAGUAUUUUCACGUGAAGCUUGGAAAUGUGUUUGGCAUAUGAUUCAGAAUGAUUUGGUACAUGGAUGGGGAUUGGAUUUUGCAUUAAGAAGAUGUGUUGAUCCUGCACAUGAAAAAAUUGGUGUCGUUGACUCACAAUGGAUUGUUCAUCUAGUGAUUCCAUCACUUGGAAAUCAGGGAGAGUCUGAUAAUGGAAAAGCUCCAUGGCUUGGGGUACGAGAGAGAUGCAGAAAUGAGUGGAGGAUUUUUCAGGAUCGGCUUUCUACUGCAGACAAGUCAUACUUACUCCCAGGUGUAGGAUAAUGCGACGGCCAGCCAGCCCUGCCCUAUAGUGUGUAUAUCGCAUGUCAUUUUCCUUUACUUUCCUAUCAUCUCGGAUUCUUGAGUGCUGUUUUGUAGUCUAACUCUUUCUGUGGGAUGCAGCUUUUCACGAGGCGUAAGUUGCCCACAUUAAGAUUAGUGUAAAAUAACCAUUAGAAUUAGAUGAUGUUUAAGAGCGCGUGUUGGGAGCAGGUAUGUAGAAUUGUUUACCUGAAUCUUGUACCAAGUGCUAUUCUAUGUUUCUGUUCCAGUGAUCGAUAUUAAACCAGGGGAUGAUCCUAUAUUUUCUAUAUUAUAUUAUAACUACGCAUCAAAGUUUUGUUAUGAGCAUCAAAUCAUUAGUGAGGAUAUGGAGGAAGAAUCACUUAAAACACCUUCUGAACACUCGGAAGUCUUGUGGGAUUGAAUGAUCCACCAGAUGAAUUAUUUGAUGUCUCGGAACCUCUGGAUUAUGAUCAAUCAGAAACUCGUUGGCAAUCUGACUAUGACCAGUCAAGAUUAGGAGAUUCGACAUGGCAUAUCAUAACAAAGUUUCAGGUGAUUGGAUCCCAGCUCAUUUCUGAGGAACCAAAUGAAAUAACUUUCCCCCAAUAUUGAGUAACAAUUACAAUUGAUAGAUGAUCUCAUGAAUCUCUUGCCACAAUAUGGAUAUCAAACUUGAUACUCAUACAAUAUGUUUCUCAAGACUGAUGGAUAGUCAAGCAGAGUGUUGGGAAAAAGGCAUUCCUGGUUGGUCAAGAACUACCUCGAGGUAUCAUAUAACAGAGCUUACUUAUGGGACACUGGUUUAACUUUUCUAUUCACGUUCUCUUUCAUUGCUUGCGCAAGGCAUUCACUAGCAGAGAAAAGUUGGUAGCUAUGGGCGGGUCCUUGAAAUUAAUAAUUUCGUGUGACUUCAAGUUAUCUGAGAGAACAUAAUAAAUAUAAAUAAUACUAUCAAGAAGUUCCAGUUGUCUUAUGUUAUGGUAUGCUGUCAUUCCAGUUGGGAAGAAACUUGACUGUGCAUUUUACUUAGUUUCCAUCAUGUUCUUCAAAUUGUGCUUGGGAAACUAGAGUUUAACUGACAUGUGCCUUUUAUUUAAGAAGAUACAGUAAUAUCUGUGUGAAUGUGACGAUGGCUGUUUUUUGUGUUGAUAUUGGAUCCUCAACUGUUGCGAGUCGAGUGAUCAGCCUUGCUUUGGGCAAGGCCAAUACACCUGAAGAGCUACCGGAAUGUCUAAUUGGAACCUGCCGCCUUAACCAUUUGGACAUCACUAAAUCAUUACUACUAAAACGCAACCCACACCGAUUCUCUUGUAAUACACCAAACAUGAAAAUUUGUGGUCAUAACCACGAUUGCUAUGGUUUUUAGGUUCAACCGACUCAAAUUUUUGUUGGGAAAAUACUUGCUGCUUCAUCAUGUAUCCGACCUCGGACAUGAAAUGUUCUUUCAAUUUCUCUCAA
Messenger RNA from Salvia splendens (bonfire salvia), 3039 nucleotides. RefSeq lists its product as uncharacterized. NCBI's taxonomy places the organism in Eukaryota, Viridiplantae, Streptophyta, Magnoliopsida, Lamiales, Lamiaceae. The coding region runs from base 376 to 1578 and encodes 400 amino acids. The record is from RefSeq and is a predicted model, not a curated record. The transcript is spliced from 16 exons.